Exophiala spinifera is the source of this 4053-nucleotide messenger RNA. RefSeq lists its product as uncharacterized. The record is from RefSeq and is a predicted model, not a curated record. Gene Ontology annotation, molecular function: protein binding. Lineage: Eukaryota; Fungi; Ascomycota; Eurotiomycetes; Chaetothyriales; Herpotrichiellaceae. Bases 1 to 4053 code for a protein of 1350 amino acids. Gene Ontology annotation, biological process: positive regulation of TOR signaling. The transcript has 2 exons.
AUGUCUGAUCCAGCCGCUGCCGAAAACGAGACAGGCUUACCUCCACCUGCGCCGCCUCUCCCGCCCAGUCGUUCCGUACCCUCCCAGACAGCCGUCCAUCGCACAGGUAUACCCAUUACCGCUCUCGAUAUAAACCAGUCCGGGACACAUGCGAUCCUUGCGGGAAAAGAGAUCCUCAAAACCGUCCAUAUCUACGAAGGGAAGGUAACUGAGGACCUGAACCUUCGGGCCUCCAUCAAUUCGUACUCCUCUGCCCAUACGUCGCCUCAGUUUGACUGGGCCGCAAGACGCAGGGACUUCCUGCCAGCAAGAGAUGUGAGAUGGUCUACCGGUAAUUGGGCACACCUAGUUGCCACCGCCGCCACAAAUGGCCGCAUUGCACUGUAUGAUCUGACAGCUCCUGGCCCGAGGAUGGAGCUGGCAUGGCUGCAUGAACAUACCGGCCAGAUCAACAAGCUGGACUUUGAUCCUCAUGCCGGCUACUUGUUGCUGUCAGCAUCCCAAGACAAGUCGGUAAGAUUAUGGGAUAUGCGUGAGCCAAAACCAGAAAAAUCUCGGCAGCGGUUUGAUGUGCGCAGUGCUGUGAGGGACGUUCGUUGGUCACCGUUUGAGCCUUUUGAUUUCGCUGUCUGUGCUGAUGGCGGAGUUGUCCAGAAGUGGGAUGCUCGUUCUCCCGCAGGACCAAAGUUGAGUAUCAAUGGCCAUGAGAAGGCGUGCUACUGUCUCGAUUGGCACCCGGAUGGUCGCCACGUGAUUUCUGGAGGCUUUGAUAAAUUCGUUCGAGUAUGGGAUUUUCAAAGCGACAACCGACGGCAAAAGCCAGUUCUGCAAUUUCGUGCACCACAUGCUAUCAGGAACAUCAGGUGGAGACCUCCCUGUAGGGAAGCAGAGUCCGCGGCGAACCAGUUGCAGAGCACUCAAGUGGCGGUGUCCUAUUACCACGAUGAUUCGCGGCUUCACAUUUGGGAUCUCAGACGACCCCUGCUGCCGUUUCGAGAACUUGACAGAUAUGCUUCGCCUGCCAAUGAUCUCCUUUGGGCGGAUCAAGACUUGCUUUGGACUGUUGGAGACGAAGGAGUCUUCACCCAAUGGGACGUGAAACAUGCCGCUCCUUUGUAUAAUCAGCUUUCUCCUGGUGCUUCGCUGUUCAUGCCGGAUGGACAGUACUAUACGUUUACUGAAGACAGAGAGACUCGCCACGCACCUGGACUAGAUGAUGCUGCCUUGGGGUUUCUGAGCGUUCCCGCGGACAAAUUGAGCAGCGGGGAGGAUGCCGCAAUCAGCCGCAGUUUUACAGAUGACGAGGCAAGUCAAGAACCGACCAGUGGAACUGGAAUCCGACGACCUGGUCGAGGGCCCGCGUCGUCGAAAUCUACGAGAUCGCUAGCAAAUAGCCCCCCUUCUCUGGACGACAAACCGCACGUGCUUUCAUUGGAUCGGACUGUUAUUGAUCGUCAAGACCUCUUUAGCAAUGAACAGGUGGGUGCUGCAGGCUACAUUCCUGGCGUGGCCGCCGAGCCGGAGGUUGUAGAAUACCUGGCCUCAAACUGGGCGACCCCGGCCACAGAAGACGAAAGAAAACACGAUCCAAAUGCCAUUCUCCCUCGACUGGAGGAUGCCUUCAACCAGAAUGCGAGGGCCUGUGACAUGGUGUCGAUGCAUCGUAUGGCACAGUCUUGGAGGAUCCUAUCAGCCGUUAUAAUUCCAGAACUGAAAGACUGGGCAGAUGGCAAUCGGGCCAAGAGAAGGGCGGAUGCCGCCAGACGACGACAGAACCUAGAAAACUUUCGUUCAGGGACGACAAGGCCUGGUCUUUCUCCGCUAGCUGGGUUGCCAACUCGAAAGGGCGACCACAGGUCACAUACUCUCAUAAGCAGCUUGUUCAAGUCAUCUGAACGGAAACAUUUGGGAAAUGAGAUGGAUAGUACUUCGAACAUGACUACUCCUCUCGCCAAACCUUUGCCAGACACGCCUCCUUCCGAGCGAAGAAGAUGGAGUCACUCCAGCAGUGAUGAUGAGAGCAUCGAUGAAAUCGUACCACUUCCCCCGUCAGUCUUGACCUCGCAUUCGACCGCUGCCGCUGCCUCUCGGGCUCUUCUGGAUAGCCCUGGACGAGUCACCAAAUCCACUCCCUCUUCGCCCGAAACUUUAAGACCUAAACAGUCCAGCAGGUCACAGCCUUCCAGUGAAACCCCAGCUGCCGAGCAGUAUUUAGUUCAGGGCAGUGUACGAGCUUCAGCCGAUGUGGCGACAAUGCAAACUCCACCGCAGGAAAAUCAGACCCAAGAACAGAGGAGAGCGGCUCUGAAAAAUUACCGCGUACAGGCAAGACCUAUAUUCUCGUUCGAAGAUAGCGCGCACACGCCAGCCUCGGAGGUACAUCCAGACUCAGGAGAUAGCUUUCCAAUGUUCUCGGCAUCAACAGAUAGCUCACACAAGGCUCGGUCUAUGGGACGGUCCGCUGACUCAAAUCGGAGUGAUGCUAGGCCUUCUGCUCAACGUGGAGGUUCCGAGUUCGAUGACGAUUCUGAUCAUUCUUCUCUUGAAGGCACGGGGGUCAAGCGGCCUCAUCUGCAGCACGGGCAAAGCGACCGAUCGGUAGCGCCAGAGAGGCGGGUAUCUGAUUUUGAGGCCCCCUUGGACAUGAGCUUCGACCAAAACCGAUUGGACCGCAAUGCUCUGGACUUCCACAUGCAGGGUGACAAGUCUGCAUGGCAACCCACUUCCCAAUCUGGUCGGGGGCAUGGUUUUGAAGCUGGGCCUGGGCCUGGGCCUGGGCCUGGGCAUAUCAUGACAUCUACGUCCCAGGACGACACAAAUGUCUCUUCUUCACUGGAAGCGCGUUCUUUUGAUGACCAUCUCCCAGCCCAGAAACCACAGAUAUACACGUCCAACCCACUGCGCCUAGAGACUUCAGAGGCCAUCAGUUCUCGCGAUUUCCACAGACAAAACGAAUUGUUCCACACCAUACCCAUGGAUGAACUUGACAGUGAGACAUACCUCUACCAGGACUUUCGACCCAUCGAUCUUUCACACUAUGAACCAAAGCUUCCCUUCGCGUGGUCAGCACUACCUUUGAUCUGCCAUAGCAUUGCAUUCGAUUUGGAAAAUGGAAUUGGACAUUGCCAAUUUGCUGCACAUCUCCUGAUGCACACCCAUCCGUUUUUUUUCCAUCCAGAGUUCCGAAGGUCCACAAACGGUAACAGUCACGAUGGGAACAGCCUAGCUGACAGGCUCAUGACGCCACACCUUGGACACAGGAUCAUUGAAGGCAUUCUGGAGGGUCAUUUGUUAUUUUUACAGCAAAUGGCUUUGUUCGCAUCAGCAGCACUGAUAAGAAAGCAGGCGGUGGAACUGAGUUAUUCCAAACUCUACAGUAUGACACAGGCUAGCAAGCAAGCCAACGGUAGUCUUGCCAACGGAGAUGGUAUGAGCCUGUCAAUAGCCUGCAGCCAUUGCCAAAUGCCCAUGGCGGUCGGCCAGAGAGUCUGUGAGCGAUGUCAACUAGCCAGGUCUGUAUGUCCGGUCUGCCAGUCCCUGACACAUGAGGCUGUCGGCCACCGAGAGUCGUUGGGUGACGGGGUGCGUAGCUGGGGCCAAGGUCAGGACUUUUGGUGCUUUUGCCAGGCUUGCGGACACUCGGGGCAUGCGUCCUGCUUGAGUGCAUGGUUUGAUCAGCCCUUCAGCGAAGGUACAUGUCCCAGCCAAGGCUGCGGCUGCGACUGUGGCCCCGGCAUGACCAGGCAGCUUCGAGUUCAGCAACAGAUCAAGCGGGAAGAGGAAGCGAGACUUAUUCGCGGGUCUGGUUCUGGAAGAGUAUCUACUAAGCGAGAUCCCCUGCGAGCAUCAGCCAGCCCAGCAGUUGACAAAGCACGAGCUGCUUUACGGUCGGCCAUGGACACAGAGAGAUCCACGCAGAGCAGCGAUGAACGGAGUUUCAGCGGGAAGCGUGACGGCAGCCGUGCUGCUGCGUCAGGCUUUGGCAGCUCACGCAAGAGUGUACGGUUGGUCACCCCAGGCGAAGAAUACGGGCAGUCUCAUUCCAAGUCUUGA